UUGAAAACAUCGCGCGUACGCAAACGUGUUGGUUAUUAAGUUUAGUAAUUAGUUAUGUCUAUUCAUUAAGAAAGUGUGCUAUCAAUAUAGCUAAAUGUACGUUGUUGUAAAUGAUGAUGGCCAGUUGAGUGCUGUAUAAUUUAGUGCCACCUGGACGGGUGCAAUGGAUGUCAGUUGGAAAGACAAGUUGGAUUCCGUCGCGAGGGAAACCGAACAAAAUCUAGAGAGAGCACGGAGAGCACUUGGUACAAACUCACAUGAGAAAUUAUAUGGAAGAACAAGUUUUGACACGACAAUGGGUGAACCAGCUUGGAGGUCGACACCCAGAUCCUUCCAUUCGGGGAGGCUCUUCAGGACGUGGAGUCAGCCGAGAAGAGUAACCUUUGCUGGCGUGGAGCCGGAUACUGGAAGUUCGGCCAUGAUGGAGUUACUCGUUGAAAAACUCGACAGCCAGUCACAGUUGAUUAGUGGUCUUGAGAAAAAGGUGACUUCGCUUGAGGUAGACGUCGCAGAGAAGCACAAUACAAUCAAAUCUCUACGAGAUGACCUAUCAUACAUCAACGAGCGUAUGCUUGAGAAGGGUGUGGAUGUAAAGACGGAGGGCCGGGUGAAUCAGUGGAGAAAAGACAUUCUAGAAGAGAUGGCUUACAUACGAACUCAGUUGCAAGCUGAUAAGGUUGAACUUCAUGACCGAAAUAGCAAUGACAACUUUCUUGUCCUCCAAAGGGAAUUGCAGGACCUGAGAAGAUAUGUGAAAGAGGAAAUCACAGCACAUCAAGGAUAUAUAGAGAGCAUUAGAACCAGAUUAGUGAAACUGGAGUUGGAGAUGACAACCGUUCUUGCGUCUGGAAGAGACGUUGGCUGCCGGCAAGAUCGACUUGAUCAGAAACUCAGGGGUAUUGAAGAUCUGCAAAUGGGCCUACUUGAUGUGGAUGAAAUAGUUCGUAAUGGGGACACCCGACAAUAUAAAGAACUCAAGUACGAUGUUAGCAACCUGGAAAAGAAAGUGACCAGUUUGGAAGAAACCAUGAUCACACAUAUGUCACCAAUAAAACAAAUAAGAUACAGCCAGGAGCCGCGGCGUCUGCCGACGCGACAUUCGAAUUUUGCCGUGCUGGAUAGCCAGCCACAGAUUGUCGACACCUUGGAACACAGCUCCCCUAUUAAACCAAUACGCUAUACUGAGGAGCCGCGUCGCAGGCACGGCAGGAGCCGCGACGGUGGCGGCGGCCAUCUUGCUCAGCUCAGCCCGGACACGAGCGAGUUUGACGUGAGCAGCAGCGAUGUAGACGCGCUCAGUCUCGUGAGCUCUGACCUUGAGGGCGACCUUGUGCAGAACGGAGGACCUCGCAUCGACGAUAACCAGAUAGACAUGGCAGAGUCGUCACUAGAAAGCUGCCCUACAACCAGUUAUGCUACCUCAUCUACUGGGUCUAUAACUCCGGGGGAAUUCUAGGUUCGUUUUAUUAAGUAUACAUCCAAGAACAGUCACUAUUGUCUGUACAUCACGUGAAACCAGUUCUAGAGUUUUAGUAAAGAAACAUGGAAAAAACCAUGGUUGGAAAUUCACACUAUGAUGUUUUUGUGUAGUGUUUUCAGGACCCAGAACUCGUAUCAACAGGGUAGAUAGAAUUUGGUACUUCUCUUGUUGCUAUAAGUAAAUUCAGUCAAAUUAGCUGUGAUCUACAGGCAGUAAUCUCAACAUGUUGGAAGCAUACCUCACCGCAGUUAGAAAAGUAUGUAAAGAAUGUGUACGAACACCCAGGCAAGUUGUAAUUUUUUGCAUAUACAGGUGCUUGCUCUUUCAUAUGCUAUCAUUAUAGAGUGAAUGCAGCUAGUGCAUUUAAUAUUAAUUUCCCACAGCAAUAAUAUCUCUUGAUAUAGCAUGAUAUCAAUGCAUGUGCUAUGUGUACAAUAUUUGUGCAUGAGCCAACCAUAUUGCAGAUUUCAAAUAUAUCAACUUAAAUGUAAUAUUGGUAAAUAACUCUCUUCUCUAGCACAACGUUUCUAGUUGAUACUCAGCAGCAUUCAUAGUUCAAUAACAGCGAUAUAAUUGAUCUUAUAAUCAGAUAAAACAAAUAAUAUCUCGCUUGCAAAAUAUUUUUAAAUAAAAUCUCGCUACUUCUAAGUAAUCUUAAAAAAUUAUGACAACAAGAUUUGUUUUAGGUAUACUGGUAUCUUGCACUCAGUGGGUUUAUUCAGAUUAGAUUCUUACUUAAAGCAAAUGUCAUAUCGAUUUGGCAAGUUAUUACCAUUUAUUUAAUAAUAUAAUGAGAAUUAUUUUGUGCUGUUUGCUAAA
This is a messenger RNA of Priapulus caudatus, 2299 nucleotides long. RefSeq lists its product as uncharacterized. The transcript is spliced from 12 exons. NCBI's taxonomy places the organism in Eukaryota, Metazoa, Priapulida, Priapulimorpha, Priapulimorphida, Priapulidae. Bases 164 to 1456 code for a protein of 430 amino acids. The record is from RefSeq and is a predicted model, not a curated record.